Messenger RNA from Colletotrichum lupini, 2514 nucleotides. RefSeq names its product major facilitator superfamily transporter. The coding region runs from base 1 to 2514 and encodes 837 amino acids. NCBI's taxonomy places the organism in Eukaryota, Fungi, Ascomycota, Sordariomycetes, Glomerellales, Glomerellaceae. Gene Ontology annotation, biological process: transmembrane transport. The record is from RefSeq and is a predicted model, not a curated record. The transcript is spliced from 10 exons. Gene Ontology annotation, molecular function: transmembrane transporter activity.
AUGGGUGCUCGAAAUGGGGGCGAAUUCGAAUUGCAGGAUGAGAUCAUCAACUGUGCGGGCGGCGGCAGCGGCAGGUAUUUCAAUAACCGCCAAUUCCCCAGAUUAAGUUCCGAAUCCGCCAUGUCUUGCUCUCUGGUUCGGGGGUCUCAAAGGAAACUCAAUGUUUACUUACCCCAAGUUCUGAGGCUUCACCAACAUGACGACACCUCAUGCAUGGAUAUCGGAAUGAUGAACAUGCUUCUUGCUGCUUGCACGUGUGUGGCCAACGGUCAAGCGCCGAUCAUGAACCGGUCAGGCGGUGAGGUGCAUGCGUUUUGGUGGGGCGGUGUCGCGGGCCGCCAAUGCCGUUAUUUCUUGCCCGCUGUGCUUGCUGCAAUUGUUGCUGCUGCUGCUAAGGCAAGUCACUACUGUCAUCCACCUGCCUGCGUUACUGCGUAUCAUGCCAUUACUUCCCCAUUGCCCUGCGAUUUGCGGCUUGAGCUGCCCCCCAAGCUUGUAAAGGCCAAGAGCCCACCCCAAGGAAGGCCCCAACCUCUCUCCACGACCCCGCAGAGAAACACCAAGACAUCCAGACAAAGGAGACUCUCACGAUACCUACGAUACCACACCAUGGCUCCAUCAAAACGAAAAGACCCCAAAGCAUUUCCUACGCGCCAACUGGCCGUUCUCGGUACGCCCAUCCCCAUCCUCUCUCUUCCAACUUUCCCCUCCGUCUCAUUCUCGACAAACUCAGAUAAGGAAUCUCCUCUUCUUAUCAGCGCUGUCCAGUGCCAUUCAAUGGAACACACUGCGACUCCCAUCGCCUUCAAUUCUAUCUUGGCCUACACCUAUAAGAUGGUCAAGGAUCUCGGCAUGGAGGAAGACGCCGGUUUCUACGCAGGUCUUUUGAUCUCCGCCUACGCCGUCGCCGAGGCCAUCACCUCAAUGGGAUGGGGAACCCUGUCCGAUCGCAUUGGUCGCAAACCAGUCGUGCUAUUUGGUCUCGUCGGUGUCGCCAUCUCCAGUCUGAUUUUUGGUUUCGCAAAGACGUAUUGGGUUGCCCUACUCGCCCGUUUUGUUGGUGGCGCUCUCAACGGCAACGUUUCCGUCAUGCAGACCAUGGUGGCAGAAAUGGUCAAAAAUCCCGACCAUGAGCCCAAGGCCUACGCCGUCCAACCCUUCGUAUGGACACUGGGCGGCAUUAUUGGCUCUGCCAUGGGCGGUUUCCUCGCCCAACCCGCCGUCUACUACCCUUCGGUCUUCUCUGAGGAUGGCAUUUUCGGCCGGAAUCCCUACUUGCUUCCGAAUCUCGUGUCCAUGGCAGCAAUCUCCCUGGCCGUCUUGCAGGGUGCUUUCUUCUUGGAGGAGACUCUCGAAUUCGAGGAGGACGAUGACCUCCACAACGGUCGCAAUAGCGUCGCCGUGGACGAUGAUGACGCCGUCGAUGAGACCACGCCCCUGCGCCGCGCACCCAUCCGGACCUUCAACCCGCGACGUUCCAUUUCCACUAGCCAUUCGCGACCGCGCUUCGCCGAAUCGAGCUUGCCUUUGCCAUUCGAGCACGACUUUGACCUCAGGAGAUCGUCCUUUGGAACGGUACACUCAAUCAAGGUCAUCCCCGAAGACCUGCGCCAACACCUCCUGAACUCGCGUGCCCAGGCGACGGGGCAGAAGAAGGUCAAGACGUUCAACAAGACCGUCGUCAUGCUUAUCAUUGCCUUCAUCAUCUUCUCGUACCACCAGAUGGCCGCCGGUACUCUAUUGCCCACGUAUCUGCUCGACGAUCCUUCCGACCUGAAGCACCCGCGCGGACAACUCGAUUUCCGGGGCGGUCUGGGAUACUCCCUCCACGAUGUCGGUGUGUAUCUGGCCAUCAACGGUAUCCUUGGACUGCUCAUCCAGGGUCUUAUUUUCCCCAUCUUUGUAGAACGCGUCGGUGUUUGGGGCUCCUUCAUUUCCAUGAUUAUCGUAUACCCAACUGCGUACUUGCUGCUGCCCUUCUUGUCCGCCCUACCUGAAAGCCUCACCGAGGCUGGUAUCUGGUUCUCCCUCAUCAUGCAGAGUUUCUACGGCAUCAUCAUUGGCCCCGUUACCCUGAUCCUGAUCAAGAACGCGACGCCCACUUCGCAAGCCCUCGGAAAGGUCAAUGGCGUAGCCAUGUCCGGUGCCUGUCUGGCGAGAACCGUCUCCCCGCCUCUCGUGGGAAUCAUUUACAGUUUCGCUGGUUCUGCUGCCGCCUGGUUUAGCUGUGCCCUCUUCGCCGUCAUCGGACUGAUCCAGGUCAUCUGGGUGCCCAAGAAGCACAUCGACGUGGACCACGUGGAGAUUGACAAUGCCAUUUCGAGACGUUUCUCGGUUACGUGGAUUAUGACGAAGCUUCGAAAUGUCUGCAUCUACCGGGGCGAGGGGGAGUUUCCCAACGACCAUCCUGAUUAUUUUGGCUUCUUUGACCCUUCCAUCUUCCUCACCAUACCUUUGUUGCGUUCAAUGGCAUUGGCAUAUGUGCGAAGCUGUGCGACAACAUUCCUCAUUUAA